This is a messenger RNA of Lethenteron reissneri (Far Eastern brook lamprey), 3536 nucleotides long. It is a transcript of the gene DNAI4, whose product is annotated as dynein axonemal intermediate chain 4. The record is from RefSeq and is a predicted model, not a curated record. Gene Ontology annotation, biological process: cilium movement. Gene Ontology annotation, molecular function: dynein heavy chain binding; dynein light chain binding. Lineage: Eukaryota; Metazoa; Chordata; Hyperoartia; Petromyzontiformes; Petromyzontidae. Gene Ontology annotation, cellular component: axonemal dynein complex.
GACGCGGCGUUAAUAGGAGAGGGACGCGGCCAAUCAGCGCGGCUCUUGAUAAAAACGCGUCGCCAUGGUGACGGCGACAGCGUUGCCGUCAGCCGCUGCGAGUUCACGAGACCUGCACCAUCAUCUAUCUGUAACCAUGAAGAAGUUGCCACCAAGUCUGAGCAAGGACUCCAGAGGGAAACAAUCUGGCUCUACGUUCGUCGGGAUGAGCCAGCGCAGGGGAGUGAUACUGGGAGCGCAGGGCGCCUCUUCGCUGGCCGUCGUCCCCCGCGUGGGCACGCGCAGCGCCACGACGCGCAGCAUCCUCACGUCGUCGAGCCGGCGCAGCUUGGGAGCAGGACCCGCGGAGGGCAGAGCGGGGGGAGCCGCGCUGGGAGGACUCCGGCCCUCCAUGCUGGUGCUGGAUGAGAACGGGUGCGACGUGACCCCACGGCCUCUCUUCACCCCAGAGCAGGGCAAGGCGAGCCGUGGAGCCGGCGUAGGGGACGCAGCGGGGGGCCCCUCUGGCGGGGGGGGGGGCUCCGCCACGGACAUGCUCUCCUCCUACUCCUUCUACCAGACCGCCGUGCACACCGCCAGCAUGGCCGGCCAGUUCACCAGAUCCACUUUUGGCAGCAGCCUCUCGGUGUCUGCCCACUCCAGUCUGGAUUCCCUGACAGAUGAGAUCGCAGAGCCAAGCGUCCAGAAUGACUACAGCAGCUUAGCAGAGGUGCAGAAUCGGGAAGAAGAUGGCCCACAGGUGCUGGGAGAGGCAGAGCUGAACCGCACCGUCACCCUGUGGCUGUCUGAAACCUCCACGAUGGAGAUCAUGGACAUGACCUCAGUGUCUGUGUCCACACAAGACAGCCAGGCAGAGGCUAUCAGGCAACGUAACCAGACGUACAAGCAGCUGUGCUCGAGCCGCGUGGGAAACGAGCGCUACAUGGAGCGCGGCGCGCAGACACUCAACCUGCAGCGGAAGAGCAAGGAAGUGCAGUGUGACAGGAUCGUGACCGCCGAUGCAGGUAUUUUUGCCAGCACGUGGGACAUGCAUGACACGUUAAGCGAAUUGGAGGCCUCCAAAACAGCAACCGGUAAAGCAGAGAGCGCAGGCCAGCCCGUCUCGUCAACAAGUCUCACAGCAAGCCAGCGCUUCGCACCAGGCACCGCGAUUACUGCAAGCUCCAUGGGCACAGACAGCAAGCGCAGCCUCUCUUCCAGCACUGCCCAGGGCUCCGAGAUUGCCCCGGGCUUGGUGCCGCUCCUGGCCGAGCCGAGCAGUGCUCCUCCGUCGGACGCCGUCCUGGGCUCCCCGUCUUUCCAACGGGACCUGGCCACCAUGGAGCGCGUGCUCGUCGCAAACCUCUAUCAGCCCCAGAUGGCUGCCUAUCGCCAGCUGCCUGUGCUGCCAGAUCCUGAUGGGGUUACGGAAGACGAAGAGGGAGCUCCAGAGGAAGCGAAGGCAAUUGAGGGGCAAGAGAGGAGGCCCCGGGGAAACGUGGGGAUGGAGGUCGGCCCGAAGACGCUGCACGGAAGCAGCGCGCAGAUUCCCGCGGUGGUGCAUGGGGGGGGCCCCUUCCUGCAGCGACUCUGGGCCUUCUCAUGCGGCUUGACCAAGGGCCGAAACGUCAGCUGCCUGGCCUGGAACCGGCUCAACCCGGACCUGCUGGCCGUGGGCUAUGGGGAGUUUGGGAUCCGAGACCAGAAGGAGGGGCUGGCCUGUGGCUGGUCACUCAAGAAUCCCACGUGGCCGGACAGAGUGUUUCACAUGGAGUCGGGAGUGACCUGCAUCGAUUUCUCCGCGGCAAACGCAAACCUGCUGGCAGUGGGGACGCUGGAUGGAACAGUCGCCGUUCACAACACCCGGGGAGGGGCUGAGGACGUCCCCUCUCUCACCAGCAGCGAGUCGGGCAAACACAUGGGUGCAGUGUGGCAGGUGCAGUGGGUGAGGUUCGAGCAGGGAGGAGGUGGGGAGGACCGUGGGGAGACCCUCACAUCCAUCUCAGCUGACGGUCGUGUCACCCGCUGGGCCGUCCGCAAAGGCCUUGACUGCCAGGAUCUGAUGAGGCUGAAGCGGACUGGGGAAGGCCGUACUCGACGAACUGCGGGCGUUGAGGGGCAGAGGGAACGUAAGAAUGAGGCGCUCAUUUGGAGACUGGCUUGUGGAACCUGCGUCGACUUCCAUCCUCAGGACAGCAACAUGUACCUGGCUGGCACGGAGGAGGGCUUCAUCCACAGGUGCUCGUGCUCCUACAGCGAGCAGCACCUGCACAGCUACUCCGCUCACCAGGGCCCAGUCUACCGCGUGCUGUGGUCUCCCUUCGAGCCGGAAGUCUUCCUGAGCUGCUCCUCCGAUUGGAGCGUGCGGCUGUGGAGGGUGGACCUGACGGCUCCCGUGCUCACCCUGCAGUGUGGCAGUCAGGCCGUGCUGGACGUCGCCUGGUCCCCUCAUAGCCCCACACUCCUCGCUGCGCUCACCGCAGAGGCUCUGCAUGUGUGGGACCUGUCCAGCAGCACGCUGGACCCCGUGCUGGUGAGCCCAGGUCGGCGUGGGGUGCACACGACGCGCGUGGCGUUCUCCCGCGCGCCCGGCCACUGCCUGCUGGUUGGGGACAGCGACGGGCAUGUGACGCUCUAUCAGCUCAAGGGGCUGCUGCAAACCAAGAAGGUGGGACUGUCGGAUGUCAUCAGUACCAUAUUGACCUCCCAGAGCGAGCAAACAGCAGCGAUGGGGGAAAUGUCUUGAACCAACGGGACUGCAUCGUACCUCGUGGCGUUAUGCCCUGUGGCAGCUUGUCAUUCCACUUUGGCUGGGGCCUAGACGUUUGACUCAACAUUGACAGAAAUUAUUUACAAUGCAUAUUGUCUUCUGAAAAAAAUAUGAACGUGUUGUGUUUGAAUCCUAGAGUCAGAGUCUAUGCCACACGUGCCAUGUCAAGUCACCUAUUUACAACUUUUACUCAGCCUACUUUGUCAAAUCCCGUCCAUGUUGACUUUACUGGACUUCACCCAAGCUCGACUGCCAAAGUCUACAUCCCACCUGACGCAGCCAGAUCCAUGAGAAACACCCUCAGGACGUAACUGGAAGCCAUAACUGGCCCUGUGCGCGUGUUGGACAAUGUUCCUUUAUCUCGUCUGGUUGUGAAAGCGUGCCCAUGUCCCCGUCGCCAACAGCGGGGGGGCAAUGGCCAAGAGGUGCCAAGUUCCCACCACCGUCUCAACAACAACAAGAAGUGCAUCUCACCCGUCGGGUUUGACGCUGCCACCUGAGAGUAGCAACUGGAGAUCGAGUUUCAUCAUCUCACUCGGUACAAAACCAAACAUGCGCUCAUCCUCAUCUCUGCAUGCAUCAUUUCUUGAAUGCAUCAUUUCUUGAAUGCAUCAUUGCUGCUGCUUGAAAUAGAAUGGGCUAAUGGAGGUUAAAGGGAGGCAGAGUGUGGAACGAGUCGUAAGGGGAAUGACGGGAAAAGUGGCACGCUUGGGUUUCCUGUUCACUUUUUUUCUGAAAUAAAGUGGUUGAAAUUAAAAAAAUGGCUUGAAAAUUGACUACACAGGUA